This is a messenger RNA of Erinaceus europaeus (western European hedgehog), 3415 nucleotides long. RefSeq names its product interleukin 12 receptor subunit beta 1 (gene IL12RB1). The transcript is spliced from 15 exons. The record is from RefSeq and is a predicted model, not a curated record. The coding region runs from base 70 to 2064 and encodes 664 amino acids. NCBI's taxonomy places the organism in Eukaryota, Metazoa, Chordata, Mammalia, Eulipotyphla, Erinaceidae. Gene Ontology annotation, molecular function: protein binding.
GCACCUGGCUUUUCAAGUCUUUUCUCUCUUUCUCUGUCCCAGAGGGCAGGACAGUGGCGGGAAGCCAGCAUGGUGGGGCUGGGGGCCAGGUGGGCCCCCCUCCUCCUCCUCCUCUUCUUCCACCUGCUUCCCAGGCUGACUGGGAGCUCCUGUGACUCCAUCGGGUGCUGCUUCCAAGACCUGCUCCCUGGGGAGACCGGCCCAGGUCCGGGAGCCCCCCGCAUGUCCUGGGCGGCUGUGACGGGGACCCCGCCUACCCCCGACUCCGCAGGACCUGGGGGCCCCAGCGCCCCGGACUGCUACCGGGUGCUCAGCGUCGGCUAUGAGUGCUCCUGGGAGUUUCAGGGGGCCGUGGCCGGGGUCCUCCACUUCCUGCGGGUCUGCAUGAAUGAGUCAGGGCACUGCUGUCACUUCCCCGCGGUCAACACCACCAGCCGGCCGUUCUCAGACCAGGACGGCGUGAGUGUCCUGCGGCCCGUCACCGUGUGGGUGGACACCCGGGGGCCCGGCCUCGCCCUGAGGUCCCCCCCGGUCACCCUGACCCUCAACAACUGGGUGAAGUAUGACCCUCCGCUGGGAGCGGUGGAGGUGGCCCGGCAUGGGGAGCGGCUGCUGGCAUCCUGGGAGCCCCCCGACCGCCAGGAGGACGCAGAGCCGCAGGCCAGGGUCCGAGUGAAUGGCGGCUCCUGGGAGCUGGGGGACUGUGAGCGUCAGCAGGACACUGGCCCCCGGGGCCGCCGGAGGGAGCUGUGCCUGCUCCCCCUGGCGGCCGCCCAGGCGCAGGAGCUGCAGAUACGGAGGCGGCGCCGGGGCCCCAGAGGCCCAUGGAGCAAUUGGGGCCAUUCUGUGUGCGUCCCGCAAAAGAAUACCACGGAGCCCCCGGUGGACGUCUCGCUGACCCCAAUGGGCUCCGGUGGGCGGCGGCGGCUGACCCUGCUCAGACAGCCCCCGCAGCUGGGCGAGCUGUGCCCGCCGCCCCUAGACUACCGCGUGGCCCUGCGCAUGCGCUCCUGCUGCGGCCCCACGCAGGCCGCCCCUUGGCUCCUGGCCCCCGGGCAGGCCCUGCACCUGCUGCUCUCCGGGGCCGCCUAUGACCUGACAGUCGUCAGGGACCCGGACACCCACAACCAGAGCACGUCCAUUGUCGCUGUCCCCCCCAGAGGAGCAGGGGUGCAGGACUCCAGCGUGGGAGCCAAUGGGGUCCUGGGGCGCUGGCCGGGCCUGGAGCAGGGAGUCACCUACUGCAUGGAGUGGCGGCUGUGGGCGCAGGACGGGGAGCCGGUCUCCUGCACGGUGACUCAAGCCAAGAACUGGGAACCUGCCGACUGGGCAAACCACAGCCGGGUCCUGGCGGCCGUGGCCCCGGGGCAGGAAGCCUGCUACGGAGUCAGCCUCCUGGCCUCCAAGCGCCCCAGGAAGCUCACCUCCUGGUCCACCGUCUUCUUCACACACCACUUCGGGGGCAAUGCCUCGGCCGCCGGGACCCCCCAGCUCCGGACGGUGGGAAACAUCAGCUCUGACUCUGCGUGGGUGCACUGGGAGCCCUCCCCGCUCAGUGCCUGCCCCAGGGUCCUGGCGGGGUACGUCCUGCGCUACUGGGGCGAGGAUGGUGGCCAGGUGGCAGAGCAGCUGGUGGCGCCCACAGAGACCCACGUCCCACUCUAUGGGCUGCAGGCGGGCACAGCCUACACCGUGCAAGUGCGGGCGGAUACGGCAUGGAGGACAGGCAUCUGGAGCCAGCCCCAGCGCUUCAGCACCCGUGAGAGGGGUAUUCCCAGAGCCCAGCUGCCCGUGUCCUCCAUCGCCCUGGUCUCACUGGGGAGCUUCCUGGGUGUCCUGCUUCUGGGUGUGCUGGGCUCACUGGGCCUGAGCAGGGCUGCCCGGCACCUGUGCCCGCCACUGCCCACACCCUGGGCCAGCUCGGCCAUCGACUUCCCCAGCAGUCACAGCAAACAGGCCUGGCUGUGGAUCAGCCCAGAAGACUGCCCGGAGGAAGAGGCACCCCCAGAAGAGGCCCUGGUGGUGGAUGCAUCCUGGGUCCUGGGGCCAGGAGGCAGUGGCUGACACAGAGCCUCCUGAGGGUGGCCCUGUGCCCUCCUCUGACUCACAGAAGGCUUCUGGGGAGGGGAGCAUGGCGGCGACACCCCCCGAGGCUGGAAUUUUGGGGUCCCCCAGCCUCCUGGGAGGAAUGCAGAGCCCUGGGCUGGGGGACCCCUGGCUGGGGGGAGUCCCGGGUGAGGACACACACAAAGUGUCCCCAGAGGCAGUGGAGAUUUUGGGGUGCCUUACUUCAGGGGCUCCUGUGAAUUCGGGGAGCCUGGCUGGUCUGGGGGUGCCGUCUCCCCUCAGCCCGCACUGGCUCAGACUCUGAGGACCGGGCUGUGGAGAAGGAAGGCCCCACCCUGAGGCUGAGGGGGAAUAAACGGGAGGAGCCGGACACUUGGUGCACUUCCUUGUUCAUUCAUUUUUUUUUCCUUUUUAAAAAUCUUAUGAUCUUUAUUUAUGGGUAGAGACAGCCAGAAAUGGAGGGAGGGGAGGGUGAGAUAGAGAGACAGAGAGACACCUGCAGCCCUGGCUCGCCACUCCUGAAGCUUCCCCCCUGCAGGUGGGGACCGGGGGCUCGAACCUGGGUCCCUGCUCAUGGUGACAUGUGUGCUCAGCCAGGUGUACCACCUCCCAGUGCCCAGUCAUUUAUUCCUUACUUAAGUUUUAUUUUAAGAUUUUUUUUUUUCAGGGGCCGGGCAGUGCAUCGGGUUAAACGCACAUGGCACAAAGCACAAGGACUGGCGUAAGGAUCCCGGUUCAAGCCUCCAGCUCCCCACCUUCAGGGGGUGAAGCAGGUAUGCAGGUGUCUGUCUACCUUUCUCUCCCUCUCUCUGUCAGUCUUCCUCUUCUCGCAAUUUCUCUUCUGUCCUAUCCAACAACAACAACAGCAGCAAUGACAACAGUAACCAUCAGUACAACAACAAGGGCAACAAAAAUGGGAAAAAUGGCCUCCAGGAGUGGAUUUAUAGUGCAGGCACUGAGCCCCACCAAUAACCCUGGAGGCAAAACAAACAAACAAACAAAAUGUUUCCCCUCCCGAGCCCUGCUGAACUCUGGCUGCUGGUGGUGCUGGGGAUUGAACCCGGGACCUCGAGGCCUCAGGCAGGAGAGUCUUUUGCAGAACAAUAUUGCUGUCUACCUGUAUCACCAUCAUCAUGUUCAUUAGUGAUUUAAUAUUGAUUACAAAGUCAGAAAGGCCUUCCUGCUAGACUCCUGAGCGAAACAGUCCUAAAUCAAACCGCAGGGACUAGCGAGCGUCUUCACUUAGACGUAGAUACUUGCCCCGACUUAGGGCUGCCUGUGCCGUGUGCCCCGAGCCCUGAGCCCGGGGCCCUGGCCUGUAUCGGGAUCUGUGACUUUAUUAGAGGAA